Messenger RNA from Musca domestica (house fly), 416 nucleotides. It is a transcript of the gene COX6CL, whose product is annotated as cytochrome c oxidase subunit 6C. NCBI's taxonomy places the organism in Eukaryota, Metazoa, Arthropoda, Insecta, Diptera, Muscidae. The record is from RefSeq and is a predicted model, not a curated record. The transcript has 2 exons. The coding region runs from base 77 to 328 and encodes 83 amino acids.
UCUUCACAAAUUUUAAACAAAAUACAUUUUCAAACAAACAACCACCGGAAUAAGAACUACUGGAAUAAAUAUCACAAUGGGAAUUCCAAAAUUUCCAAUGCAUAAUGUGCAUUUCUAUAAAUCGAUGAAGAAUGUCGCCAUUGCUGUUGUCCUGGCAUUAUCUGCAUCGACGGCAUUUAACGUUUUACACAAUAUGCCGCGUAAACACAAAUAUGCCAAUUUUUACACCAAUUAUGAUCCCAUGGUUUCUUUCUAUCGCAUGAUGGAGGGUGGCUAUCUUGAUUCUUGUCCUCCGCUGAAAGCUGCUGCACCAACUCCGAAGAAGUAAUAUCGAUAUUUUUUUGUUGUGUCCCUGAUCGACUAGAAGUCAUAAUAAAUGUAUGUAUUUGUUCAAUAAAAAAAUUGUUAAACGUUUA